This is a messenger RNA of Blepharisma stoltei, 951 nucleotides long. The record is from the annotation of a GenBank genome assembly. Lineage: Eukaryota; Ciliophora; Heterotrichea; Heterotrichida; Blepharismidae.
AUGUUUGAUCAUGAUAGUCUUGGGGAGAGCUCAGCUGUUGGAGUUAUGGGUGUUAUUCUAAUUAUCGCAUCUAUCAUAGUUCUUAUCCAAAUGGUGCAUCACAAAAGAAAUUUCUUCUAUCCGUCUGCUCAGAAAAGAAUUUUUCUCUUACUGCUAACUCCACUUGUAAUAGGCUGGUCUUCAUGAGUAUGCCUUCUAGUCGGCUCCAAAAUAGCUCCUAUUGACUCAUUGAUAUCAGCAGACAGAGCUCUCAACAUAUGAGCUUUUAUAACAUACAUCGAAAAAAUGCUAGGCUGAACAAUCGAGAAUGAUCGAGCUGUUUUUUCAAAGGAAAAGAUGUCUCAGCUUCUUAUGAAGCAAGUGAAAGCAUCAUUUUGCUGCUGUGAGAAGUUUUACUUUACCAACGAAGCGAGAGCACAGAGUUACAUCAAAAGGAUCAAAUUUGGAGCUUACCAAUAUAUUUUUGUUUUGCUUUGUGUUGCCAUCAUAACUAUUAUUCUUGCGGCUACAAGGUAUAACAGCUACUCAAUUGAGCAUGGGUCAAAUGGAGUGAUUUGGCUCACAAUCGCUAAAUCGGCAAGCAUGGGAUUAGCAAUGACUUACACUUUGCUGUUUGUAUCAUUUGCCAAAAGAAUACCUGAAAUGAGAUACCUGAAGCUCCAACCGAAAUUUGCUGUUACUCAAUUUGCAUUGCAACUUACUGUUAUACAGCCACUAAUAAUAACUUUAUUUGCUACAGAAGAUUUAAUAAUCAGUACUGAUAUAGACAGCGUGGAUAAUAUAACAAGCUGGACAAGCAAUUUGCUUUUAUGCAGUGAAAUGAUCAUUUUUACUUUUUUACAAUUCAUGAUUUAUCCAGUAUCUGAUUAUAAUUUCUCGUUACUUGAGAAAUCAACAGGCAAAAUAGAAGAUGAAUUGCAUGAUCGGCAAAAUUUAGAUGUGACUUCUUAA